UGAAGCUGAAAAGGCCUGAAACGUCGUCGCUUCAGAGGCAUCCCGCCCGCGUUCUCCUUCCCAAAUGCCAACUUCUACCGCGGUUAAUCCCACGCCGCUCGCGACUUUCACCUCGCCGCGCCUCACCGCCUCAGCGCCGCCAACCCAUAUCGAUUCACUCUAAACAGAACUUGCAAUCUCAUUUGAUGUUUGGACUCUGUGGUAGCUCUUGUGCUCUCUAGUUCCCAAAAUCGUGAAGAAGGUUUGAUUCUGAGAAAUGGGUGGCAACAAGAAGAGGAAGAGGAGAGAGCAAGAGCGACCCACCAUUCACCCCAACAACAAGUACUCAGAGAAUCCACCAGACUUCGCACUUCUAGCUUCACUCUACCCAACCUUCCAACCUUUCGUGCAUUAUUCGCGUGAUGGCCACCCCAGAAUCGAUUGGACAGACUUCAAUGCCACCCGUGAACUCACCCGUGUUUUGCUCCACCAUGACCAUGCUCUCAACUGGUGGAUUCCUGAUGGGCAGCUCUGUCCUACUGUACCCAACAGGUCUAACUACAUUCAUUGGAUUGAAGAUCUUCUCUCAUCUGAUAUCAUUCCAAAUACCAUUUCAUUUGGAGGGAAGGUGAGGGGUUUUGAUAUAGGAACUGGAGCUAAUUGUAUAUACCCUCUUCUUGGUGCAUCUCUUCUUGGAUGGAGUUUUGUGGGAUCAGAUGUGACUGAUGUUGCAAUUGAGUGGGCGAGGAGAAACGUUGAUAGUAAUCCACAUAUUUCUGAGUUGAUUGAAAUUAGGAAGGUUGAAAGCAAUGCAAGUACUCCCUGUGUGGAAGGGUUGCAUGAUGAAGAGUCAGUCCGUAGUGACAAGAUAAAUUUAUAUACGAGUGUUGAUACAGAGGUAGAGCCUUUGCCUUCAUUACCUCAUGAUUUGCAUAUCUGCGAGAAUAGGAAUUAUCAUGGACCUCCCAUACUUCUUGGUGUAGUUAGGGAUGAUGAGAAGUUUGAUUUCUGCAUGUGCAAUCCACCGUUUUUUGAAAGCUUGGAGGAAGCUGGACUUAAUCCUAAAACUUCUUGUGGUGGAACUUCUGAAGAAAUGGUCUGCCCUGGUGGUGAGAAGGCCUUCAUUACUCGUAUUAUCGAUGAUAGUGCCGAACUGAAGAAUCAUUUUCGGUGGUUCACUUCAAUGGCAGGUAGAAAAUCAAGUCUCAAAGAUCUUAUAUCAAAACUUUGGAAAGUUGGAGUCACCAUAGUGAAGACAACUGAAUUUGUUCAAGGCAGGACAUCCCGAUGGGGGCUUGCUUGGUCUUUCUUGACUCCAGUACAGAAGCCAUCAAUAUCUAUGCCUAACAAGAAUAACAUGUCCUUCACGCUUGAGGGUCUUCAACGCCAACACAGUGCCAUUAAUGUGUUGGAAGCUGUUAAGUCUUACUUCUCUUUGCACGGCCUAUCCUGUACGGUGAACACCUCCUCUUUCACGGUGGAAGUCGUGGCAUCAAAAGAUGACUGUGAUUCAAUCUGCAAGAGUGAUCUACCCGUUAUCAAUAACCCCCAAGAUUUUCAACCUACAAAAGAGACAUCUAAUGGAUCAAGAUUAUGCCUUCGUAUAUCUGUUUUUCAGCAAAUCCCCGGGACGCUGUUGGUGAAAGGUUCAUUACAAGAUAGGAAUAGCCCAUUAUCAGGAUCAUUCUCUGCGAUUUUCCAAAAACUUGAGGAAGCUUUGCGCAAUAAAUCAGUCUAGGAUUUGAUUAUUUGGUUUUACCAUUUGAGAAGUUCGUGAAUGCUACUCGGGUCAUGAUUUCCAGAUGGUGUGUAAACAAGGAAGUAGACGAUCAAAGUUUUUCUGGAGGCACUCUUGGUCCUUUGAGAAAUUUUGGUUUAUAAUCUUGUUAUUGUAUACCUAACUUGUAACAAUCAUUCAGUUGAUUUAGGAAUUGUACUUAAUGGGAUCCGUAUUUAAAAAUGUCAAAACAAUUUCUCCUUUUGUACUGACUCAAAGCACAUGAUCCUAACACAAGGUAUAUCCUCACCAAUUUUAUCAUGUUUGGAUUUUUUCUCAGAA
Lotus japonicus is the source of this 2038-nucleotide messenger RNA. RefSeq lists its product as uncharacterized. Gene Ontology annotation, biological process: rRNA base methylation. The coding region runs from base 257 to 1717 and encodes 486 amino acids. The transcript has 8 exons. Gene Ontology annotation, molecular function: 23S rRNA (adenine(1618)-N(6))-methyltransferase activity. The record is from RefSeq and is a predicted model, not a curated record. NCBI's taxonomy places the organism in Eukaryota, Viridiplantae, Streptophyta, Magnoliopsida, Fabales, Fabaceae. Gene Ontology annotation, cellular component: nucleus.